AAGAACUUAAACAAACAGAGUUGAUGGUACAUGAUAUGAGCAAUGGCAAGAGUGGAAAGGAUCAUUUUCAUUUGAAGUGAUUCCGUGAAAACAAUAAUUUGUAUUACCAACAAGUUAACCGUCGAGCGAUUACCAUAAAGUUUUAGUUUUGUUUAUCACCGAGUUUCAUGAAUAAAAUCAAUCAGUAAAAAUGAAUGUCCACAAAAACAAGCCUUUGAUUGUUUCAUGGAUAAACAUUUUACAACAAUUGAUCAACAUGAAAAUGGACAAUUAUUGAUCAUCAAAACAUCCAUCCGUUCAAGUUGAAUCUUUAACUGCAUCGUUUUAUUUUUUGUAUCAACAACAAUGUUUCUCUGGAUAACUUCAUUAAGUCUGCUUUACAUAAGUUCACUUUUAGGCCAAAUAAAAGGUGAAAAUGAUCUUUCCAUUUUGGAUCAUCUUCUUAAAGGUUAUGAUAGACGUGCUUUACCGGAAAGUUUAAAAGGAAAAGCAACUCCAGUUGCCUGUGAAAUUUACAUUAGAUCUUUUGGUUCCAUCAAUCCAGCAACCAUGGAUUACGAAGUUGAUCUUUACUUGAGGCAAACUUGGCUCGAUGAAAGACUUAAAACUCCGAAACUAUCAAAACCUUUGGACUUAAAUGACCCCAAAUUGGUAACCAUGAUCUGGAAACCGGAAGUUUUCUUUGCCAAUGCUAAACACGCUGAAUUUCAAUAUGUAACAGUGCCAAAUGUACUUGUACGUAUCAAUCCAAACGGAUCAAUACUUUACAUGCUCAGGUUGAAACUUCGAUUCUCUUGUAUGAUGGACUUGUAUCGAUUCCCAAUGGAUUCCCAGGUUUGCGCUAUUGAGCUUGCAUCAUUUUCAAAGACGACAGAUGAACUCCAACUUAAAUGGAAAGAAACAGAUCCAAUAGUUUUAUAUGAGAAUCUUAAGCUUCCACAAUUUCAAAUUGAACAUUGGAAUACAUCUUUAUGUAAAGAAAAGUUUCAAUUUGGUGAAUAUAGUUGCCUAAAAGCCGAAUUUUAUUUACAACGAUCUCUCGGAUAUCAUUUAGUUCAAUCUUACCUUCCAACAUCACUAAUCGUUUUCAUUUCAUGGGUUUCGUUUUGGUUGGAUAUCGAUGCAAUUCCAGCCCGAGUUACUCUUGGAGUAACAACUUUGUUAACAAUUUCGUCAAAAGGCUCAGGAAUCCAAGCUAACCUUCCACCAGUUUCGUACAUUAAAGCAAUUGACGUUUGGAUGGGUGCUUGCACUACAUUUGUUUUCGCUGCUUUACUCGAGUUUACCUUUGUCAACUACCUAUGGAGACAAAAAUGCAAACAAAGAGCGUCACAUUUUAGACAAACAAUUACCAAUUUAAAAGCAAACAUUACAAACUCUACAAACAAUCCAGCUGACCAAGCUAAAAGAGACGAGGGAAAGACAAAAAUGGUCUUUAAUGGACCACCGAAUGAACCAAUUGGAAUAACAUUGACACGUCUCAGUGCAGGUGCGAAUGGAGGCGGUGGUUGCAGUAGCAGCGGUGGUAGUAGUGGCGGAGGUAAUGAUCAUUAUGUGCGUUACCAACUUGGUGAUGUACCCAAAGCAUCUGGAAUCGAUAGAACUUGUCGAUUUUUAUUUCCAAUGCUGUUUCUUGUGUUCAACACUGUUUAUUGGCCUUACUAUAUUUACUAAUUUAACGAACCUGUUGAAAUGUUGAGAAAACAAAAAUAAAUUGAAUAUCAGAAAAACGCAAAACAAAUCGUAAAUUCAGCACAUAAACAUGAGAAAUGAAAAAAAUCAAGGAGAACAAUAAUUUUAUGCAGCAGGAAAAAGUUAUAAUUAUAAUAUUGUAUACAAAAAUAUAAUAAUAAUGCUAUAAUUCGAACAUUGA
Tetranychus urticae (two-spotted spider mite) is the source of this 1873-nucleotide messenger RNA. RefSeq names its product glycine receptor subunit alphaZ1-like. The record is from RefSeq and is a predicted model, not a curated record. NCBI's taxonomy places the organism in Eukaryota, Metazoa, Arthropoda, Arachnida, Trombidiformes, Tetranychidae. Gene Ontology annotation, cellular component: membrane. Gene Ontology annotation, biological process: monoatomic ion transmembrane transport. Gene Ontology annotation, molecular function: transmembrane signaling receptor activity; extracellular ligand-gated monoatomic ion channel activity.